Messenger RNA from Tripterygium wilfordii, 2186 nucleotides. RefSeq names its product rop guanine nucleotide exchange factor 1-like. Lineage: Eukaryota; Viridiplantae; Streptophyta; Magnoliopsida; Celastrales; Celastraceae. The transcript has 6 exons. The coding region runs from base 188 to 1843 and encodes 551 amino acids. The record is from RefSeq and is a predicted model, not a curated record. Gene Ontology annotation, molecular function: guanyl-nucleotide exchange factor activity.
CGCCUCUGAUUGGCGUGGUGUGAAAAUGGUUUCGCACCCAAUUAAAGGAAGAAACGCCUUUGUCUGCUUUGUGGGCAGCACAAAGACAGCAACGGCUAAUGGAUGUCAAAGAAAUAAAAGUCUUCAUACUCUCGGUCUCCCCAAGAAAUUGACAUAUUAAAAUUCACUUCGGUAGUGAUCUUGAUCAAUGGAGAGUAUUUACUCUGAAGACGAGCUAGAUCAACUGAGCGAGAGGUUCGAGAGUUACAGUUUGAGUGCGGAUGUGAGCGAAUCUGAGAGCUCUAGUAACUUUUCGUGUCGACAGCGGUACGAUUGUGAAGGCGCGUCCACUUCUUUGACUUCUUCGCCGCUCGGCGGACAUUAUUUUGCAGAGAAUUUCGGUCCUACAUCUCCAAUUCAUAUUAUGCUGCCCGUCGUAGGUGAUAGACAUGUGAUCCCGCCUAAGAUAAUACAGAAACCGAAUACUGACUCAACUGAAAUUGAAUUGAUGAAGGAGCGUUUUGCAAAGCUUUUGCUUGGAGAAGACAUGUCAGGUGGAGGGAAGGGAGUUUGUACUGCGCUGGCCCUCUCCAAUGCCAUAACAAAUCUUUCUGCUUCUGUGUUUGGAGAGCUGUGGAAGUUAGAACCAUUGGCCCCGCAGAAGAAGUCAAUGUGGUAUCGGGAAAUGGAAUGGCUUUUGUGUGUAAGUGACUCCAUAGUAGAACUUAAUCCAUCAUUGCAAGAAUUUCCAGGCGGUGGGACUUUUGAGGUUAUGGUGACACGGCCCCGCUCGGAUCUUUUUGUGAACCUCCCUGCACUUAAAAAACUUGAUGCCAUGUCGCUUGGCAUUCUCGAUGGUUUUCAGGAUUCUGAGUUUUACUAUGUAGACCGCGGAUUAGUAGUUGAUGGUGCUGAUGAGAAUGAAGUAUCUCCUCUACAGUCAUCCUCUGGGAGACCUUCAUUCCGGCAGGAAGAGAAAUGGUGGCUCCCAUUUCCUAAGGUUCCCCAAAAUGGUUUGUCAGAAGAUGUGCGGAAGAGGUUGCAGCAGUGUAGGGAGUGCACCAAACAGAUCCUCAAGGCUGCCAUGGCAAUUAAUAGCAAUGCAUUGGCUGAGAUGGAUGUGCCGAAUGCAUACUUGGAGAGCUUGCCCAAGAGUGGAAAAGAUUGUUUAGGUGAGAUAAUGUAUCGCUACAUAACUGCCUCUCAGUUCUCUCCUGAGUGCCUCCUUGAUUACUUAGACUUGUCAUCGGAAUAUACCACUUUGGAAAUUGCAAACAGAAUUGAGGCAGCUGCACACAUUUGGAGGCAGAAAUACCUGAAAAGAAAGUUAGUCCACGCAAAGGUUAAAAGACCAUCAUGGGGUAGCAAGGUCAAAGGUUUUAGUGGUCAUAUUGAAAAAUAUAAGCUUCUAGCAUUACGAGCUGAAACCCUCUUACAAAACUUAAAACUGCAAUUUCCCAGCCUCCCACAGACUGCUUUAGACAUGAACAAGAUUCAGCAUAACAAGGACGUAGGACAAUCCAUCCUUGAGAGUUAUUCGAGAGUAAUGGAGAGCUUAGCCUUCAACAUUAUGGCUAGGAUUGAUGAUCUCCUAUAUGUGGAUGAUGUGAGAAAGCAGCAGCAUGGUGCAACAGAGUCUAGAUCUCUGUAUGGCCGGGGAACAUUUGAUGGAGCACUUCCUAAACAAAAGCAGAUAUCACGUAGCCCGUUUUCAAUUGAGAACAAUCCAUGUGCUUCUCCAUUUACAAAACCAAGCUUUUCUUGCUCUGCUAGCGCAACCAUUAGGAGCUCUGACAGAAGGAAACAACAGUCAAUAAAGAAGGGCUCGCCGGAUGAGAGACUAGAACGGCUACUAACCUUCUAAUCAUGCAGAAAGAGAAUGAUCUCUUUAAGGUUUGCUUCACCUUAAGCUUCUAAUAGGGUUCCUGAUCUAUAUUAAGAUGACUCAUGUCACUAAAUCCAUCUGGACGUUUUUUCUGUAAGCUAGAUUGAUCUUGAAACAUACUAGUCACUGAAUGCAAUGCUGUAACUAUUUCCUUAGAACAUUAGCAGAAACCUUCUCAGGUCCUGAAUAUGUAUCUUCUCAUGAGAUGGAGUAUUAAUGGACAUCUCCUUCAACCCUUUUCAGAAGGAUGAGAGAAAAAUGAACUCAACAUGGAUUCCCAUCUCGUUUAAUUUGGGUGAAGAUCCAAAGUUUUCGGGUACAA